UCCUGUUUUAGUUCACGCACAGAUUUUGAAAGAACAGAUAGAGGAAAACAUUAAUUAUUGAUAUUAUCGCACAAGACGCAGAUUUAUCAAUAGUCCGGUCGAACGGGCUAGAUAGAGGCUGAUUUCCGACAACGAAAUGAGCCCAAACUGUGGGUUCAUGCGAGGGAAAGACGCCUCGUGCUUCUCAAUGUAAUGCGGGAAAUUAUCAACGUCCAAGUCGGUCAGUGUGGAAACCAAAUUGGUUACAAGCUUUGGGAAAUCAUUUGCUCUGAACAUGGAAUAGACGAAGAAGGACGCUACAUAGGGAACUGUAAUUCCCAGUUGGAGAAAAUUGAUGUUUAUUUUGCUGAGGGUUCUGAAAGUAGAUAUGUACCACGGUCUGUUCUUGUCGACUUGGAGUCAGGUACGAUGGACUCGCUUCGCUCUGCGCCGUUUGGAAAAGUUUUCCGACCCGAUAACUUUGUUUUCGGGGAAUGUGGAGCAGGAAAUAACUGGGCGAAAGGUUUUUACACAAAUGGAUGCAAUCUCUUGGAAGAGGUCUUGGACGCGGUGCGAAAAGAAGCCGAGGGAUGUGACUCGAUCCAGGGCUUCCAAAUUGCCCAUUCCCUGGGCGGCGGCACGGGAUCUGGGCUCGGUACUCUGAUACUUUACCAUCUACAAGAGGAAUAUCCAGAUCGCAUUCUGAGCGCCAUCAGUGUUUUUCCUUCGCCGAAAGUUUCUGAGAUUGUUAUUGAACCUUAUAAUGCCACUCUAGCUGUUCACCAGCUGAUUGAGACCACUGAUGAAGUGUUCUCGUUUGAUAAUGAAGCGCUUUACGAUAUUUGUUUUAGGACGCUUAAACUUGGCACCACAACGUACUCGGAUCUGAAUCAUAUCAUAUCGACGACCAUGAGUGGGGUUACCACCUGUCUUCGUUUUCCCGGACAGUUGAACGCGGACAUGCGCAAAUUGGCCGUGAACAUGAUUCCUUAUCCACGCCUUCAUUUCUUUAUGCCUGGCUUCGCACCGCUGACCAGCAGGCAGUCACAGAUUUUCCGCAAUCUGACAGUUAGUGAACUGACACAGCAAAUUUUUGACGCUAAGAACAUCAUGAUUGCAUGUGAUCCUAGAAAUGGUAGAUACCUUACCUAUGCCGCUAUGUUUCGCGGCAAAAAGUUAUCAAUGAAGGAAGUUGAAGACCAAAUGAAAAGCGUUCAGGACAAGAACUGCGGACAUUUUGUGGAGUGGAUUCCACAUAAUGCUAAAGUUGCGGUUUGCAAUGUUCCUCCACACGGAAUGAAAAUGUCGGCCACAUUCAUCGCGAAUAACACAGCUAUACAAGAACUUUUUAAACGACUCAAUCUGCAGUUUAAGGUUAUGUAUCGCAGGAGAGCAUUUUUGCAUUGGUUCACUGAGGAGGGAAUGGACGAGAUGCAAUUUAAACAGGCGGAGUCUUGUAUGUUGGACGUAAUUUCUACGUAUCAACAAUGUCAGGAUCUUAAAGUCGAUACAAGUCUUGAUAACUUAGAAAUUACGGACUUAGAAGAGUUUGAGGAUUCUCUCGAAUCAUGGGACUGUUUAGAUGGUCACGUGAACGGUCGCGCGAACAAUUUGCCUCUCGUGACAGCCGGUCAGUGACUGUUUGACCAAUAAAGAUUGCUUUGGUUUGCCUUAUUUUUGCAUUUAAGGCAUGAGGCGCCAUAUUUGGCGUUCAUGACAACCGUAGUAUUUGGCGUUUAUGAGUAACGUAAUAUUUCCUGUUCGAUCACACUAGUUUAACAAAUAAAUAAAAUCUUUUUCAUAUAA
Messenger RNA from Pocillopora damicornis (cauliflower coral), 1785 nucleotides. RefSeq names its product tubulin beta-2A chain. Lineage: Eukaryota; Metazoa; Cnidaria; Anthozoa; Scleractinia; Pocilloporidae. The record is from RefSeq and is a predicted model, not a curated record. Gene Ontology annotation, molecular function: structural constituent of cytoskeleton; GTP binding; GTPase activity. Gene Ontology annotation, biological process: microtubule-based process. Gene Ontology annotation, cellular component: microtubule.